This is a messenger RNA of Ctenocephalides felis (cat flea), 978 nucleotides long. RefSeq names its product general transcription factor II-I repeat domain-containing protein 2A-like. Bases 1 to 978 code for a protein of 325 amino acids. The transcript has a single exon. The record is from RefSeq and is a predicted model, not a curated record. NCBI's taxonomy places the organism in Eukaryota, Metazoa, Arthropoda, Insecta, Siphonaptera, Pulicidae.
AUGACUGGAACGAAGGCUAAAGCGACAGAAUGCAGCUUCGCAAUUGCUCAUUGCAUAGCUGCCAAAGGCAAACCCUUUACAGAUGGAGAAUAUAUAAAAGAAAUUUUUAUAAAAAGUGCUGAAAAGUUGUUUAGCGAUUUACCUAACCAACAAACCAUAUUAUCCCGAAUUCAAGAAAUACCGGCUUCUGCGCGAACAAUUGAAAGAAGAAUAACUGAAAUGGCAGACAAUGUAACAACAAAACAGAAUGCUGGAUUACAAGAAGCUGUUUCAUUUAGUGUUGCUGUUGAUGAAAGUACCGACGUAAAUGAUAUUGCGCGGCUUGCAGUAUUUGCACGGUAUUGUGAUAAAGAUCAAGUUUAUGAAGAAUUGUGUACUUUGAUUCCUCUGUCUGGGACAACUAAGGGGGAGGAUAUUCUUUCUUCAUUCAUAAGUUAUUUUGACAGCAAGAACAUUAAUGUCAAAAAAAUAUUUUCUGUAACUACUGACGGCGCAGCUGCAAUGAUUGGCAAAUAUAGAGGAUUUGUCAAACUUCUUGAAAAUCAUAUUGGACAUAAAAUAUUGAACUUCCAUUGUAUAAUACACCAGGAAAGUUUAGUUGCCAAAAUUUCGUCACAGCGCUUAAUUCCUGUAAUGAACACUGUUGUUAAAAUAGUUAAUUUUAUAGUGUCUCGCUCUUCACUAACACACAGACAAUUUAAAUCUCUUUUAGAAGAAAUGGAAAGUGAAUAUGUUGACCUUCCCUCAUACAGCCAUGUUCGUUGGCUUAGUCGGGGCAAUGUCUUAAAUAAGUUUGUGUCAUGUCUGGAACCCAUCAAAGUUUUUCUUAACGAAAAGGAACAACAUUUCCCCGAAUUGAACGAUGAAGAAUGGUUAGGCAAAUUAAUGUUUCUGACCGAUGUAACAAAUCAUCUAAAUGAACUAAACUUGAAAUUGCAAGGAAAGCGCCAAACGGUGCUCGAAUUAUUUGAAUAUUGA